UGACAUCUGUGCCCAGUGGGAGGGGUUAGAGGGAGAGAGUUAACGUGAAAUAGGAAGGAAAGAGAAAGACAGUGAGUGUGUAUUUGCUGAGGCAGAAGUGAUCACUUCCUCACCAUGCUAGGAGUGAGCCUCGGUCUGUUCCUCCUGCCCCUCUGUGCCAUGUCGAUGCUCUCGGGGUGGGUGGAGUCUCCAAACUAUCCCCGUGGUUACCCACCUGAUGCCAGUCUGAACUGGAGCAGGUGUGCCCCUCACGGCCACACCCUCGCCCUCAGGCUGACACACCUGGACAUGGAGGACAGUCACGGCUGUGAGAACGACGCCCUGGAGAUCUUUGCAGAUGGAAAGCAGGUAGCCCUUCAAUGUGGUGAAAUGUCGUUUGAGGACCUUGAUUCUACCGUCAAUCCCUCACUCCUUUCCUCCGUGGAGGGCUGCCUCUCUCUCUCGUUCCGCUCUGACUACUCCAACACCAAGAGACACACUGGCUUCAGAGGGUUCUACAUGCUGCAAGACUUUGAUGAGUGUGAGGAGGACCCAGAUAACGGGUGUACCCAGUUCUGCCACAACUACAUUGGAGGAUACCUCUGCUCCUGUCGCCUUGGUUACCACCUGGACACAGACGGACACACCUGCACAGUGAGUUGCACUGAGGACCUGUCCGGCUCGCUGCGUGGUGUGAUAUCCAGUCCCUCUUGGCCCGGCCCGUAUGCUGAGCAUGCCCACUGCUCCUACAUCCUGUCAGUAGAGGACAACCUGGAACUGCUUCUACACUUCACUGGGGAGUUUGAUGUGGAGCAGGGGCCAGACGGACAGUGUGUGGACACACUCAUGGUUGAGACUUCCUCUGGGACUCAGGGGCCAUUCUGUGGCCGUGUGCCUCCCCCCCCCCCCCUCCGCACUGGGUCACACCACACCCGCAUUCUCUUCAACUCUGACGGACAGGGCUCCAACAAUGGCUUCACUAUCCACUACAGAACCACAACAAAGACCUGCCGAGGGAUUGUGACCUCCAACUCCACCCUGGCCCCACAGCAACCUGAAUAUCACCAAGGUGACACAGUCACGGUGACCUGUGACCUAGGCAGUGUUCUGAACACAGGUGACAAAGAGUAUGAGUCGACAUGCCAGAGGACAGGCGAGUGGAGUCCUGUGUACCGCUGUGAACCUGUGGAUUGUGGAGAACCAGACACGUCUAGUGAUGAGGCCCUUGAACUGGUGGACAAGGAUCCAAGUACUCUGUUUCAUGAUGAGGUCCAGUUCAAGUGUGAAUCUAAAUACUACACACUGGAGGGAGACGAGAAGUACAUCUGUGAUGCCAGUGGUGCGUGGACAUCGGUCAAGGGCCAAGAAAAGUUACCAAAGUGCAUCGAAGUGUGUGGGAAGACAGAAACAGAUAUUUACAGCUUUGGAAAAAUUUUGGGGGGCAAACCGGCGAAGAUGGGAGAGAUACCCUGGCAGCUUCUCACUAAACAGCCCAAAAGAGGAGGAGCAUCCCUGAUCAAUGACCGGUGGGCCAUCACAGCAGCUCAUGUAGUGGAUGGCUACGAAGAAAGCACGCUUACAUUUUUCGGGGGGCUGAUAGAUGGGAAAAAAGCACAAGAAACUGAUCCUGAUGUGGUUGUCAUGGUAACGGAGAAGAUUAUCAUUCACCCUGACUACAAAAAGGGCAUACCUGGUAAUGAACGCACUAACUACGACAACGAUAUAGCUCUCAUCAGAAUGUCUUCCAGGGUGAAGUUAGGGCCCAAUGUUCUCCCCAUAUGCCUGCCUGAGGCUGAUGGAGGAUUCAAAGAGUUUCAGCACGGCACUGUUUCAGGGUGGGGUGGGACAGAGAAUAAAAAUAAAACCAGCAUUUUGGCUAAAAGCAAAUUCUUGCUUUACACAUCUGUGGGAAGAUACCCCCAAACUAAUUGUGAGGAAACACCUUUGUUGUCUAUUAACAAGCCAAUGGUUUUCACUGAGAACAUGUUCUGUGCAGGGGGUGAUGGGUUAGAUAGCUGCAAGGGGGAUAGUGGGGGUCCAUUAUUUCUCCCUAAGCUGGGAUCAGGGAACAAGGACAACAGAGGGCCAUAUCAUCUGAGAGGCAUUGUGUCCUGGGGUUCCCUUUGUGAACUGGGAAAGGAAUCUAAAAAGGGCUACUACACCAAAGUGGAGAAUUACUUAGACUGGAUCAAGAUGACAAUAGAGAGAGAAGAGCAGGGGCUGCUGGGUGUGUCUGUGUGUGAGUUUUGGGUUCCAGUCUCUUCUGCAGUGAUUGGCUGUGGGGAACCUGAACCGUUGCCGAAUGGAAGGGUGACGUUCAUAUCUGGCUCUCAGAACCAGCACCUCUCAGUCAUUCAGUACCAAUGCAAUGCGCAGUUCUACAGUCUUCCUGAAGGACAUAACGGAAACUUUACAUGCUCAUCAGACGGAAAAUGGAAAGACCGCCUGAACAGCUCACUGAUUCCUCAAUGUAUCCCAGUGUGUGGUUGUCCUACAGUGAAACUUUCAGGAUUUGGAAGGAUUUUGGGGGGAAAGCCAGCUCCAGCUGGGUCCUUCCCCUGGCAGGUGUUGUUGACAGGUAAUGGUAGAGGAGGAGGGAUAGUGGUCGGGGACCGCUGGAUCAUGACUGCAGCACAUGUCCUGGAUCUAUCUCCCAGGGAAUUUCCUAGGGUAUAUGUUGGACACAACAAUGUGGAAAAGCUCAUCCAGUCUCCACCUCUUGAGGUCGCCUCUCUCCAUAUUCACCCUGAUUACAACAAUAUAGGUGAUGUAAACUACGACCAUGACAUCGCCCUGAUCCAUCUCAAACAUCCAAUCACAUUCAAUGCUCAUAUCAUGCCACUGUGUCUGCCAGCAAAGGACGCUAAAUAUCCGACUGGGCAGAAUGGCUUAAUUUCAGGAUUUGGCAACAAAGAGCGUGAUAUGGCUACCAAUAACCUCAUGUAUGUUCCUCUACCUGUGGUGAACCAGACAAUCUGUAGAAAAUCUAUUGAGAAGGUGAAAAAUGAAAGAAAUCUCAGUCUAACAGACAACAUGCUCUGUGCUGGGAAUUCUGAGGGAGGCAAGGACUCCUGUACGGGAGACAGUGGAGGAGCGUACAUCCUGAAGGAGGGUGAUUAUUUCUGGGCAGCAGGGAUCGUCAGCUGGGGGAUUAACUGUGGAGAGCCUGGACAAUAUGGGGUCUACACCCGUGUGGCUAACUACGUAGACUGGAUCAAGAAGACCGUAGAGGAGGAAGAGCAAAAAACAAUCUGUGGAAGACCCAUGGUGUCCAUAGAAAUACACCAAAGGAUUAUGGGAGGAGAGAUAGCUCCAAAAGGAACAUUUCCCUGGCAGAUGCUUCUCAGUGUGGAAGGAGGCCGAUCAGGAGGGAUGGUCAUCGGGGACAGGUGGAUCCUGACUGCUGCUCAUGGCCUGGUGCAUCAACAUAACAACCAAGUCAUCAAGAAGAGUGAAGUUAUGGCAUACGUUGGCGACAACAAUGUGGAAAACCUCCUUCAGUCGCCACCUCUUGAAGUGGCCUCUCUCCAUCCUCACCCUGGGUACAGUAACACAGACGGUUUAUCCUUCAACCACGACAUUGCCUUGAUCAAGCUUCAACACCCACUCACAUUCAGUAGUUCCAUCAUGCGAGUGUGUCUGCCUGCAAAGGGUGCUGAAUACUCCACUGGAAGAGUUGGCUGGGUUUCAGGGUUUGGCCUCAAAGAUGAUGAUGAAAAGCCCAGUAACCUCAGAUAUGUCCGGAUUCCCCUGGUGGACCAGGUGAAGUGCAGAAGCUCUAUUGAUGAGGUGAGGAAGAAGAAGAGAGAAGCCCCUGAUUUGACAGACAGCAUGUUCUGUGCCGGGUUACCAGAGGGUGGAAAGGACACCUGUGCAGGGGAUGGUGGAGGGCCGUAUGUCCUGAAGUAUGGGGGAGUUUUCUGGGCAGCAGGGAUCGCCAGCUGGGGAAUUGACUGUGGAGAACCAGGCCAAUAUGGGGUCUACACCCGUGUAGCUAACUAUGUAGAAUGGAUCGAGAAGACUAUGGAGGAGAAUCGAAAUUAGGGCUGUAUAAAUUAUGCAAGAAAUGUUUGAGUUUGUCGAGGAUAGCAGCAAAUAUACAAUAUAAACACAAGAUGUGUUUUUUUAUUGAAUUAAGGGUUUUCUGUAACUGGAGCAUAUUAAAUACAUGUUAAGUCUG
Molecule: messenger RNA, 4159 nt
Organism: Oncorhynchus kisutch (coho salmon)
Lineage: Eukaryota; Metazoa; Chordata; Actinopteri; Salmoniformes; Salmonidae
Product: mannan-binding lectin serine protease 2
Biological process (GO): zymogen activation
Cellular component (GO): blood microparticle
Molecular function (GO): calcium ion binding; serine-type endopeptidase activity
Source: RefSeq, a predicted model, not a curated record